UGGAGCGGGGAUGGACCGCUGCAGGAUUGGAGGAUGGCUGGUGUCGGUGUGGCCCCUCGCCAAGCCCAUAUGUCUUUAUAUAGUGUAAAGACGCGAGAGGACAGUUCUAAGUGUGCAUCCACUCUGCUCAAGGCGCACUUAUUUGUGCAGCAUCCCCCACUUCUCCUCAUCUCCUCGCUAUGGCCGCACCGAGCCAUCUUCUCGCGCUCUUCUUGGGGCUCCUGUCGGGCAGCCUCCUAACCGAGGCCACCUACUACCGGCCCCACCGCUACUUCCCUCACUUUAUCCGCUUCCGGGAGCCGGCCGCCAACUCAGAAAAUCAUCUCCCGGAGGUCGACAACCGGGUGCCCACAGCGCCGCAUCCCGGCGUGCCGCGUCACCCCGUCAUCACCGCACUCACCCAGCGUUCACCUGAGACCAUCCAGAAUCUACCGGAGGCUUUCCACCCGGCGCCAGAAGUCGUGCAUCCCGCGCCCGACACUUACCAUAGGUCGCCACCGGAAGCCCCCUCUCCAGUCAACAUGAGCCGGGUCUUCUACGGCGUCAUGUUCGAUGCAGGCAGCACCGGCACCCGGAUCCACAUCUAUAAAUUCAUCCAGAAAGAUCCAGUUGAGCUGCCAGUCCUGGAAAAUGAAAUGUACCAUGCUGUCAAACCUGGACUUUCUGCUUAUAAAGACAACCCCGAGGAGGGCGGCAACACAGUGCUUCAGCUGCUGAAGAUAGCCAAAAAGACCAUCCCAGAGGAAGAGUGGACGAAAACCCCGGUGGUCCUGAAGGCCACGGCGGGCCUGCGCCUUCUGCCUGAGGACAAGGCCAACGCUCUUCUGAAAGAGGUGAAAAAUGUUUUUCAAGAGUCGCCCUUCUUCGUGCCACACAACAGUGUCACCAUCAUGAAUGGAACUAACGAAGGAGUCCUGGCCUGGGUCACGGUGAACUUCCUUACAGGCCACUUGUAUUCCAACACAAGAAGGACAGUGGGCAUCCUGGACUUGGGCGGAGGAUCCACACAGAUCACCUUUCUUCCCAAGUCUAAGAAAACUAUUCAGUCUGCUCCCAAUAGCUACAUUGCCAAUUUCAACCUGUUCAAUAGCACAUAUCAGCUCUACACACACAGCUACCUUGGCAAUGGAUUGUAUGCGGCUCGGCUGGCAACCCUUGGAGCGCUGGGAGCUGAUGGUCUUGAUUAUAAGAUUUUCACCAGCUCCUGCUUGCCGAAAAAGUUCAGAGAAGAUGUGACUUUUGGUGGAACCACUUACAAAGUCAGCGGCGUUCCAGACGGCUAUGCAGGCUACAAGCUGUGCUACUACGAAGUGAUGAAGGUCAUCAAUGGGAAAGUGCACCAGCCUUUGGAGGUGAAAGGCAGCAGCGUCUUCUAUGCUUUCUCCUACUACUUCGACAGAGCUGUGGAGUCCGGCCUUAUUGAUGGCAGCCGAGGUGGUUCUAUUGAGGUCAGGGAUUUUAAGAAGAGGGCCAAAGAAGUGUGCAACAAAAUGACCAAAUACCGUGCCAUCAACCCCUUCCUGUGUAUGGACAUGACAUACAUCACGUGUCUGCUCAAGGAGGGCUUUGGCUUCAAGGAAAGCACAGUGCUGCAGCUGGCCAAAAAAGUGAACAACGUGGAGACAAGUUGGGCCCUGGGCGCCACUUUUGACUACUUCAGGAACCUCAACAUCCACUAAGGGCAGCUCGACGUCAUUGCAGCCGGCACUGAGAGGGACACUUUUGUCACUGCGAGGCUUCCCUCCACCCACCCUCACAAACAGUCCAGACACACCCGCUCCCCAGUCCUCUAUUCGUCGUCAGAGCCUGGCAAACCCUACCAGAACUGUUAAACAAAUAAAUCACUAUAUUUUUUAUUUUUAUAAGGCCAGCUAUUUCUACUGUAUGUUGAGCCCGUGGCUGCUGGGCUGAUUUUAUUUUUGUAAAACGUUUUUGCUUCCUAAUUAGUUGUUUUCAGAUGUGUCCUCACCUGUCCGUUGAGCAUGUCGGCUUAGUUUGUAGUCACAGUGGUCUGCUUGUGGGCCGCACCAUACAAAACCGUGUCUUGGAGAUCUUUGUAAAUCCUUCCUUACAAUUCUUGACGCUAACCAUUUCUCAAAAAUGUCCAAGAAGCUGACAAGCACACAGCGUCUGUCCUUCAACUUUGCACGCAAACACUUUAAUUGUAGACGUUGCAGCUGUUCAUCACAAUUCAGGACGUUAAAGAUUUCUCUCACAGUGGUGGAGCUGUAGAUUGAAUUUUAUUUUAUUUUUUAUUUUAGUUCAAUCCUUAUUGUUUUGUGGUGCAAAACAGUCAAUUCGGCCCUAGGAUCUGAGCAACCUUUCAGCAUGUUUAAUUAACAUAAUUUAACACAAUAGUAGAACAUAUGUACUAACAUUUGUCUCUUUGAUUUCUGCUACUUUUCUUGUGAACUGUACAAAUAUUUAAAUACCUGCAAAUGUGUCUAAUGUAUUUUUUUUAAACUACUUUUAAUCUUAUUUGUCACUCGCUAACACUUUCAGUGGCCAGGAAGUGCUUUGAAUCUGCAAAAAAUAUUUAAUAUUUUCAGUGAAAAGCUUGUUUUGCUAAACCAUCCAACUGUGUGAAUAUGUAUUUGGGUUUUUUUCUGUUGUGAAUAAAAACAAGUAAAAUUUCA
Messenger RNA from Nerophis ophidion (straightnose pipefish), 2636 nucleotides. RefSeq names its product ectonucleoside triphosphate diphosphohydrolase 5a (gene entpd5a). The record is from RefSeq and is a predicted model, not a curated record. Bases 180 to 1679 code for a protein of 499 amino acids. Gene Ontology annotation, cellular component: membrane. Gene Ontology annotation, molecular function: UDP phosphatase activity; GDP phosphatase activity. Gene Ontology annotation, biological process: nucleoside diphosphate catabolic process. The transcript has 13 exons. Lineage: Eukaryota; Metazoa; Chordata; Actinopteri; Syngnathiformes; Syngnathidae.